CAAGUUACCUCAGAGAGGCGGUGGCACAUUGAAAGGCUUCAUUCUCAUGAGGGCUUUUGCAGCGGGCUGCAUUUUACCGGGUAUUCCCAAGACAGCCGAGAAGGCAGGAGAACACAGUAAACAUGUCCGAGAACCCCGAGGAGCAGCCAAGUACUGGGGUCUUGGGCCGAAUCGGGAGCUGGUUCUCUCCAUGGAAGGGAAAGAGUUCAAAGAAUCCUAAUGAAAAUGCCUUCCCAACUAGUGAUCAGGCUGUCAAGUUAGAGGCAGAAGGGGAGAGUGAGGAGCCUGUGAGACGGCAGGCAAGGGAACAGCAGUGGGAGGAGGAGAAGGAACACAGCUCCAAUCCCAAUUCUCUGGGUCUCCACAGAGAGAUUUUCCUCUGUGAAGAGGAGGACGCCACGCAGUCUGCCCACAGAGACGGCUUCGUUGUGAGCAGCAGUGAGACAGGAGAAGGAGGUCCAAAAGAGGAGGAGUCUGUGGUGUGUAGAAGGAAGAGAAUAGGGCAGGGCAAGGAGAGGGAGGAGAGCAGCAACGGUACUUCGGUGAGCGGGAAUUCUGAGAAUGCCAGUCAUCUGACACAUCUGUCUUCCUGCUCUGAGCAAGGAGUGGUAUGGGAGUCAGAUCAGGCCCACACCCAGCCUGAGGCCCAGAAACAAGCACACGCCCAGGCAGGCAGGAGGCUCCAUGUGUACCUGGAGGAGACCAGUGUGAUUCACCGUGGCCAAGACACCUGUGCUGGGCAGGAAGUGGUUCGCACCAAAAUCAAGAAAAACCUACAAGUUCUACCUAAGGCAAAGUCAUCACCAAGUUUUGAUUCAUCAAAGAGCUUAAGUUCAACAAGUACAGAGAACAAAAGGCUAAAUGUGAGGCCUGCUGUUGGGGCACUGAAUUAUUACAGUGCUGUAGAGGGAGUGUCACUGAAAUCACCCAAAGACUUGCAGUUAGAGCCUGAACCUUAUCAAGAACAAACAGAGGCAGACAGCAUGGGGCGAAAAAAUGCAGCCAGAAAGAAAUGCAGGAAGAACUCUCAGGGAGAUGGAGGGAGCAGCCCCCAGGAACAAAUACCUUCCAAUGCCCAACCUGUGUCAGAGGGAUGCCCUACAUCAGAUAACUCAGUGAACAGUCCUCAGGGCAAAAGUCCAAUUCACAUGGGAGAGUCGCCUGUAAACUCCUCCACCAAGCCCAACCCCACCUCUCAGGUCUCACCUGGGGGAGUGGAAAGUAAGACUUCCUGCCCUGACUCAGCCAAGCAUUUGGCCAACUUCCAGGACUCAAACUCAGUCAUUUUAGCCACUCGGGCAUGUGUGGUUGAGGGGGGUGCAGACAUGGAGGACGAUGACAGCUUUUACAAAGUGGAAAGGAAGACAGAGACACCAGAGUCCAAACGCAGGAGUAUGAAGGUUUCUCGGAGUGAGGUGAAGCUUUUUUCAAAGCACGUGCCUUUUAAUGCUGAGCAGAGUUCAGCUGAAGAUGACCUGGAUUUUAAGGCAGCGUUAAAGAUUACUAAAAAUGAAGCAAAGGAUAAGACCAAAACAGAGAUUCACGCAAGACUACAAGACCUGAAGAAACUUGAUGAGGAGCCUAAGCCAGCCGUUGGCAGGAUUGGAGAUAAGAUCAGCCUCUUUGAGCGCCAGGCGAUGGGGGGCCGCAAGCAGACCUUUCAAAGCCCAAGGAGUGCCGAUGUCUCUCCAGUCAGGAAAGCCACUGAGAGGCUGAAAAAAGACCUUGUGUUGUCAGAUCAAAGGUCCAGAUCAGCUGAACGCUGCGGCACUGCGGGCUCCAGAUCUGCAUCACCUGUCACGGAGAAACCGAUGACGAUCAAGGAGCGAGUGAAGAACCUUUUCGAGGCAUCUGUAACAGCAGAGAAAGCAGCACUACCUCAAAAGCCAACCAUGACAGGAAUGUCUCAAAAAUCCACCUCGUCUGCGACAGUUGCUGCAUCAAAGUCGCCAGAACUGGAGAGUCAGGGUAAACAGGAUACUAAAGAGCAGAUAGCGACAAUAGCAAUGUCAGAGACAACAUUAAAACCAGAUGGACGAGAUACCACUGAUAGGGGGGUAAAGAUUUCCAUUACUAAAGAACAACGUAUAGACUCCAAAGUAAAGCACACAGAGACCUCAAAAACAGCAGACCAGGGUACAAAACCUAACAGUGUUGAAUCAGAUGCUCCAGCUAAAGGGACAGGUGAUUCUGCAGAACUGACUAAUAAUGUAAGCCCACAGGUCAAAGGCUCUAGCAGAGCAGGCUCCCGCUCUAAAAGAAGAAAAAGCAGAGAACCAGCCAGUCCCCUCAGCCCCAACAGUGAAAACAAGUCAGACCACUUUACUAGUAAGCAAGAGUUCACUGACAUACAUCACGUGGAUGAUACAGAGGAGACUGCUUCAGCCUCCAAACAUUUUACAGAAAAAGUCUCAUUACGAGCUGAUAAAAUAGAAAAAAAUACAUCAGAUAAACAGCAUGUUUCUGAUACCAAACAGCAAGCAAUUAAAAAGGGACCAGAGGUAUUAGGCAAACAGAAAAAACAGUUAGAUUCUUCAUCUAAAAAGGACAACAUUGACAAACCAGUCAACAGACAGGAGGGAUUACCUGAACCAUCUGUCAAGAAAGAUGGACCUGAUACUGCUCCUUGUGGCAGAGGAACAAAGAAACCUAUUGACCAGGUUCCUGUUAUUUUACACCAAGAGGAAAAUGCAGGGGGAAACAGCCUCUCAUUCACACAAGAGAGAAAAAAUGUCUCCAAGGACAGCAGAGAAACAUCAGCCUCCUCCCCCUCACCUUCGGUUGAACGACUUAUUGAGAAGACUCCUUCAGUGGAGCAAAACCCGCUAGCUGAAGCCACCAAAAUAGAUAAAGAAUUCUCAAUGCAAUCUGAGUCAAAAAGUAAAGUAAAAGCAACGAAUUCUAGUAAAAAAGACAUAGGGCAACCACGGCAACAACAAAACAGCAACACAGAACCAAUAAAUCAGACUGAGGGUAAAGAUUUGGAGAAACUGAAAAAGGCAGAGAGGGGAAAAACAAAUCAGAGUGAGAACAAAGACAAAGAAGAACCUCAGCAGCUCUUGCCUUCAGAUGAAAAUACAACAAAGGGCAAGGUUUCACACAGUGGACAAGGUAUCUCAGGGACAGAAGGAAGUGUUGCUAGGGAUGAUCAGAAAAAAAAUGCUGCAAGAAAGGGGGAAGCACAGCCUGUUAGAAGCAUAACAAAACCAGAGGCCAACCAAACAAAACCAGCUUCUCAGCCCUCAGACAAGACAGUUGGAUCGUCAGACCUCCACACUCAAACACAACAUGUCAUUCAGACGGUGACUUCACAUCCAGAAAACACUGCUGUUUGUGCCGUCAACCAGGCUGAUGAGGCUAGAACCAUGAGUGAUAGGCAGACUUUGAAGAGGGAGAAGGCUACAAAUGCGCCUGUGUUGCAAACAACGUCUACAGAAAGCUCUGGAACAGACACAGAGCCAGUGGUGAUUGCAGCCGAACCACAGCCUAAUUCUGUAUUUGUGGAAAAAACAGAGAAUUCAGCUGAUGACUCACAUACACAUGGAGCUAAUGAUGCUGAGUUCUCCAGCUCAAAGCCUAUUACCAAAGCAACUACAGCAAUUGAGGAAGUGACCAUAAAGGUCGCUAAUGACACUCCAGGGCUGAUAACUGCACAGACUGACAAUAUUGCAGAGAAGGGCUCAUCUGUUAAAGAGCCCACUUCUAUUUCUGUCUCUAAGUCAGUGAGCAGCAAGGUAACAAGCCAGGAUGAUGGGAAUAAAAGAUCAGUUGACAAAUCAAUGGACUCAAAAGUCCAAAUCUCAGCAGAUGAGAUGAAACCAGCGCCUAGCCGCCCACAGUGUGAGGAAUUAAAAAAUACAAGUAUAAGUGAUAUCACGUCAUUCAAGGGCACAGAAACCAAACCACAGAGUUCUCCAGACAGUGCUGCUUCUAGCUCCACAGUUAAAAUGAUGGAGAAGACAGCUGAGAAAACAUUAAAUAUGCCAGCGACUGAACUUUCACCUGCUGCUAAUGGUGGUAUCUCCCCACAUCCACAGCUCUGCACAGUGAAAAAGGAACCAGUCAAUAACAAACCAAAUCAAACUGUAAAAGCGCCCCCGUCCUCAAAGGCUAAUAAGCUGAUCCCAGACUCAAUGCAGUGUUCGUCCAUGAAGAAGCUCAAUUUGCCACGGGGACUAAGCAGAGAUGAUUCAGCAAUACGGCAAGAUGCCCCUUCUAGUUGGCUGGAUGUGGACUUUCCCAAACGGAAACUUAAAGUCAUGGCCCCCAAAUUGAGUUCCUCUGGAAGUGAGAGCAAUCUUCUUGACACUUCCGGUGAGCUAGAUGAUGAGGAGUUUGUUGAGAAAAUCAAGAAGCUUUGUGCUCCCUUCUCCCUCCCGCCACGUAAACACAACCACCUCCGGCCACCUCAGCCCGCCUUUGCGAUGCCAGCCAUCAAGGAAGACCACUUUGAGAAGACAUUUGACCUUGAGGAGUUUAAGUUUGGCUUGAGGAAGAAUAAUUUCGUCUUAGACACAUCCACAAACCUAUUUGACAAGCUCCAAAGCUCAGAUACGAAAACAGGUCUAAGGCCUGUCAGGGCUAGUUUAGCAGACAGGAGUAUAUUGCUUAAUAGCUUGGACACCCACUCUCGCCUCAAGGACAAGAGCCCUGUCAAGGAUGAGGAGGAUGUUAAGGAAGAGAGAGAUGAGCAUUUUAAAGUGAAGUCUCGCUUGGAGGGGAGCUGUGUCUUCAGCAGUCUCACCAGCUCCAGCAGAGGGAAGAGAAAUGGAGCUCAAACGCAGGCAGAAGGCACUAAAUCUGGGGAUGCGUCACCCAGCGAAGGCCCCCUGCCCAGCCCUACACUUUUAUCCCAGCCACCCCUGCCAAGCCCAACUGCCACAGCUCCACUCAAAAACACACUGUCCAAGCAGAGCCUUGCCCCGGGCGACAGAGAGGAAGCCCAGGCCGUGGAGGCUGUGGUCAGUGACUCAGUUCCUCCACUUCCCUCCUUCAACAACAUCAAACUGCCAGACUAUUUAGAGAAGUACCUCCCCCGAGAACCAGCGAAACCAGUGCAGAGCAUACAAGGACAGGAUCAAGCCAACACCGAGGUUACUGGAAAAAUGACAACUCCAGUCCCUGUAGUUGAAGCAGACCUGCAUGUAAAACUAGGUCUGGUGUUUCCUGAUGCUGUGCCUUCAUCUUUUCCUGGGAUUCCUCCAACCACAAACCCGACACUCCCUGAGAUUAAACAGCCUCCGGCUCAGCCACAGGGGAUACUUAGUAAUAAUAUAAGAACUGCCAGAGGAUUUCACAAGCGCCCUGGAAAGAUGGUGUUGUUCGAGAAAGCUCAGUUCUGUGGGCAAUCUUAUGAUAUUUGCAGGGAUAUAGCAGAUGCUACGUCUAUGCGGCUCUCACCUCUCAUAUCUGUGAAGGUCAUUAGAGGAUGUUGGGUACUAUACGAGAAGCCUGACUUCCAGGGACGCUCCAUUGCCUUGGAGGAGGGGGGCACAGAAUUGACAAAUGAGUGGGCAGAGUCUGGGCUGGAGACAGAGCCACACAACAACCUGCCAAUGCUGAUUGGCUCUAUUCGACUUGCUGUCUCUGAUUACAAUAUCCCCCAUAUUGAUCUGUUUACUGAACCAGAGGGACACGGCAGAGUAACACCGUACCAUGACGACGCAAUAGAGACGGGUUCAUUUGGCAUCCCGCUGAGCACUGCUUCCAUUCAAGUUCACUCUGGGGUGUGGCUGGUGUUCAGUGAUGUAGGGUUCCAGGGCAUGCUAGCUGUGCUGGAAACAGGAGUGUACCCUUACCCUGAGACCUGGGGCUUCCCAUCACCAUUUGUAGGAUCUCUCAGACCGCUUAAAAUGGGUGGUUAUAAAGUGGAGAAUCCCAAUGAAGUCAAGGCUGUGGUGUAUGAGAAGCCUGGCUUUGAGGGCACCUGUCUGGAAAUCGACAGUGACAUUUUCAGUUUUUGUGAGAGUGAAGGAGCAAACCUUGAGCCAAAGAAGCUGACGUCUGUGGGCUCCAUAAAGAUCAUCGGAGGACUCUGGGUGGGCUACAGCCAACCAGGGUUUGAGGGCCAGCAGUAUAUCUUGGAGGAAGGAGAGUACCUGGACUGCAAUGACUGGGGAGGCUCAGAGCAGCUGCUGUCACUGCGACCAAUACUGUCUGAUUUCAUGUCUCCACAUCUCAAAAUGUUCAGCGACAAAGAUUUCGGCGAGCUGGGAGUCAGCAUUGACGUGAGAGUGCCUAUUAUUAACAUGGAUGACACAGGUUAUGGCAUGAGGACGCAGUCUAUUGACGUCAUGGGUGGUGUCUGGGUUGUGUUUGAGGAGCCUGGCUUUUGUGGUGAGUGCUACAUCCUGGAAAAAGGCCUGUAUGGAAGCCCAGAGGACUGGGGGGCGCUACAGCCCAGGAUUGCCUCAGCGAUGCCUAUUGUGCUGGAUGAUUUCGAGAAUGCAGCCAAGUUUAAGGUGCAGCUUUUCUCUGAUCCAGGUUUUCAAGGCUCUGUCCUCGCUCUGGAGGACAGUGUGACCUCCCUGCAGGAAGGCUUCUCUGUGGCUUCCUGCAAGGUUCUGGCGGGCAGCUGGCUGGCAUUUGAGGGCCAGGACUUCACCGACAGGAUGUACGUGUUAGAAGUGGGAAAUUACCCAGACCUGAGAGCGAUGGGCUGUGUCAAUGCAAGUUCCUCCAUCCUGUCAUUACAGCCUGUUGGCUUUGAGUUUUCACUGCCAUCCAUCACUCUUUUUGAGCGCUAUGGCCUCCGGGGAAAGAGGGUGGUUCUGACAGACGGAUCAGUCAACCUUCAGCUGGCUGGAGGCUGUGGCAGAGUCCAGUCCGUGCUCGUGGAGGGAGGCAUGUGGGUACUAUAUGAGGGAGUCAACUAUCGAGGUGCUCAGAUUUUGCUGAAACCUGGUGAGGUACAUGACUGGCAUCAGAUCAGCAAUUGGAAGAAAAUUGGAUCCCUCCGCCCUCUUCUACAGAAGCAAGUGCACUUCCGUUUAAGGAACAGACAGACAGGGCUCAUGAUGUCAGUGACCGGAGAUUUGGAUGAUAUCAAACUGCUGCGAAUUCAAGAAAUGGAGGAGACUGAUGGUUUUGAGCAGAUCUGGUUCUAUCAGAAUGGACAUCUCCACUGCAAGCUGCUGGAGGAGUGCUGCCUGAGUCCCAGUGGCAGUGUGACCAUUGCAGGAAGCCGUACGGGCCUCACGCCGGAGCAAGACGACCAAGCUCACUUCUGGAGCAUCACCCCAGAGGGAUUUAUCCGCUACACCCCCACCUCUGAUCUGGUCCUGGAGGUGAAAGGGGGCCAUCAUUUUGACAAAAACCAAGUGAUCCUGAACACUCUUGAUCCAAAUAAACUGACCCAAAUGUGGGACGUGGAGAUUAUAUGAAAAAACUGAGCUGCAGAGCUGGAUCCUUAAUAUAAUCAGACGCACAGCUCUACUGGAGGUUCUGUUACUGUACGCAGCUGCAUGACAAGUGUUCGAGGACAACGCGCAUCAUUGGAGCGUCUGCUGAAACCUUUGCUGCAGGAGAACUAUAAAGUUUCCACCGAGGAAGUCAGCUCGGAGAGCUAUGGGAAAAAAUCCGUAAGAAUGUAUUACGACCCACUUGACAAAUAGUGAGGUUUGAACUUGAAACACUUUACAUUUUACACUUCCAGUAAUAUAUCUCAAGGUUUAUAUUUUGUCUUUUUUGUUGAAUAAAUCUAUUUGCCUGAUUUGUAAUUAACUUAAACAGUGUUAACAUGUUUUCAUAACUUUUAUGCAAUAUGAUUACCUUACUUUCCAGCUGCAUACAACAUGAGGAAACAAAAAAUACAACUUUGCUUAGCACAUUGUCUCUUUAUUCUGUGCAAACCUAUAUGACACACAUUGUUGUUUUCAGAAUAUGUAUUUUUGUCAAUAAAUGUAUUAAAUACAUUUUUACAGUA
This is a messenger RNA of Thunnus maccoyii (southern bluefin tuna), 7924 nucleotides long. RefSeq names its product beta/gamma crystallin domain-containing protein 1-like. The coding region runs from base 123 to 7382 and encodes 2419 amino acids. The transcript has 22 exons. The record is from RefSeq and is a predicted model, not a curated record. Lineage: Eukaryota; Metazoa; Chordata; Actinopteri; Scombriformes; Scombridae.